Teleopsis dalmanni is the source of this 1738-nucleotide messenger RNA. RefSeq names its product transcription factor Sp9-like. Bases 887 to 1441 code for a protein of 184 amino acids. The transcript has a single exon. Gene Ontology annotation, molecular function: DNA-binding transcription factor activity, RNA polymerase II-specific; RNA polymerase II cis-regulatory region sequence-specific DNA binding. Gene Ontology annotation, biological process: regulation of transcription by RNA polymerase II. NCBI's taxonomy places the organism in Eukaryota, Metazoa, Arthropoda, Insecta, Diptera, Diopsidae. The record is from RefSeq and is a predicted model, not a curated record.
AACUAAUGCAAAACAUACUAGAUUAUAACACUUUCUCCGCCCUUAAUUUUUGACAAAGUUCAAGUUUUCCUGAAAUCGUCGGAUUCAAAUCGAUUAAUAACCUUCCGAAUACGACCACUUUUUCGAAGUUGAACUACUUCGGUAGAACGUUCUUCACUAGGCAUUAAUGUUGAUUGGCUAGAUGAAGGCGGUGUGGCAUUGAUGAAAUUUGGAGUGAAUUCAAAAAUUGGUUGUGAAGAGAGGUCAGAGCUACUUCUAGUUUUAAGCUGAUUAACAUGACGUUUGAUGUAACCAAAAGAUGUGUUCACUCGGUAAACCAUUUUACCAAGUUGUUUCACAAUAACUCCUUUUAUCCAUUUUUCCCCUCUUGCGUAGUUUCGAGCGAAGACGGGUUGCUUUAGACUGAAUUUCAUUUUCCGUUUCGAAGCUUCAAGGUGCUUCCUAGGCGAUUCAAACAGUUGACUCAACAAGGUACGAACAGGCCUUCCAUGUAAAAGUUCCGCAGGUGAUUUACCUUCAGCAUUCGGCAUUGCACGAUAUGUUGCAAGAUAUUUUGAUACAGCGAAUUUGAGAGACAAUCCAUCGUCAAUGUUUUUCUGAACAGCAGUUUUAAAAGAUCUGACGAAUCGUUCGGCUAACCCGUUUGAGGCUGGAUGAAACGGCGCUGUUGUUAUAUGUUUGAUGCCAAGUUUUGAGCAAAAAUGUUUGAAUGCUUCAGCUGUAAAUUGCGGACCAUUGUCACUUACGAUGGUUUCUGGUAUACCUUCCAGAGAAAAUAUAGAAGACAAUGCUGAUACGGUGUCAACCGUUGUUGUUGUAGAUAGUUGUACAACGAACGGAAAUUGCGAGAAAGCGUCGACACAAAUUAGCCACAUUGAAUUACAAAAUGGACCAGCAAAGUCGAUAUGUACUCUCUCCCAAGGUCGAUCAGCUUCAGGCCAGCUUAAGUAUUCACGUGCGUGAACAGGAUUUGCAAUUUUGCACACAUCACAAUUUUCAGUUAAUUGUGCGAUGUCUUUGUCAAUAUCUACGUUGGCAUACUGGCGAACGUCCAUUUGUUUGCUCAUGGAUGUUUUGCGGAAAACGCUUUACUCGAUCUGAUGAACUGCAAAGGCAUCGUAGAACACAUACUGGAGAAAAACGUUUCCAGUGCCGUGAAUGUAAUAAAAAAUUCAUGCGAAGCGAUCAUCUUUCGAAACACAUUAAAACUCAUUACAAAGUCCGUUCAUCAAUUGAUGGCUUUGAAGUACGUUCUCCAAUCGAAGUGAUGGAUAUGCUUAAGCAGGAAAAAUUAGAACACGAAUCUGGUGCAGAAAGUGAUAGUAAAGGGACUGAAAACACCAGCACACCAAAAAGUAUUACAACAGCAAAUGGCAUUGUCACUAGCCCAGAAUUGUUUUUGCUUCAUCGUCGAGUUCCAUUUGUAAAUACGCAUCCUUAAGGUCGAUUUUUGUAAAAUGUUGACCGCAAUUAAUUUUAUGGAAAAGACUUUCGCGUAUGGGCAAAGGAUAUUGUUCAAUGUCAAUUUGCGCAUUGACUGCUUGUUUAAAAUCCCCACAAAUUCUUAUGGAACCAUCAGCUUUUGGCGCUAGUACAAUAGGCGAAGCCCAUUGGGAAAACUUCACAGGUUUCCAAAUACCCGCAUUUGUCAAUCGAUUGACUUCUUUCUUGAAAAGUGACAUUUGCGAAAAUGGAAUUUGUCGGCUUUUGUAAAAUUUCGGAUGUGCAUUUGGCUUUA